GGUUGGCCGUCUAGCUGGUAGGAGUAGUCCCGGCAGCCUGCAGCAAGGAACCGCAGCCGCAGGGUUAGACCUUCCAAGGCAGUUUAGAGCUGGGGACUGAGCUGCUGUGGUGCAGUCAGAUCAUGAGCCCGACCACGCACUGGGGAGAGUGGUUCCUGAAUCUGUGGGUGUCCCCCGCCGGGGUAUUUGGCGUAGCCUUCCUUGCCCGAGUGGCCCUGGUUUUCUAUGGGGUCUUCCAGGACCGGACCCUGCUCGUUAGGUAUACAGACAUCGACUACCAGGUCUUCACCGACGCCGCGCGUUUCGUCACGGAAGGGCGCUCCCCUUACCUGAGGGCGACCUACCGUUACACUCCGCUGCUGGGGUGGUUCCUCACUCCCAACAUCUAUCUCGAUGAACUCUUUGGAAAGUUUCUCUUCGUCAGCUUCGACCUCCUCACCGCCUUCCUCUUAUACCAGCUACUGCUUCUUAAGGGGCUGGGUCGCCGCCGGGCUUGCGGUUACUGUGUCUUUUGGCUUCUUAACCCCCUACCUAUGGCGGUGUCCAGCCGAGGCAAUGCGGACUCAAUCGUCUCCUCCCUGGUGCUUAUGACCCUGUACCUAAUAGAAAAAAGGCUCGUCGCGUGUGCCGCUGUAUUCUAUGGUUUCGCAGUGCAUUUGAAGAUGUAUCCGGUGACCUAUAUCCUUCCCAUAGCACUCCACUUGCUUCCGGAACGCGACAGAGACGAAGGCCUCCGUCAGUCCCGGUAUUCUUCCCAGGCUCGUCUGUAUGAAUUCCUGAAGAGGCUGUGUAAUCGGGCUGUGCUGCUCUUCGUAGUCGUUGCUGGACUCACGUUUUUUGCCCUGAGCUUCGGUUUUUACUACAAAUAUGGUUGGGAGUUUUUGGAGCACACCUACCUUUAUCACCUGACCAGGCGGGAUAUCCGUCACAACUUCUCUCCAUACUUCUACAUGCUGUAUUUGACCGCAGAGAGCAAGUGGAGUUUUUCCCUGGGAAUUGCUGCAUUCCUGCCACAAUUCAUCUUGCUUUCAGCAGUGUCUUUCGCUUAUUACAGAGACCUUGCCUUUUGUUGUUUUCUUCAUACGUCUAUUUUUGUGACAUUUAACAAAGUCUGCACCUCCCAGUACUUUCUUUGGUACCUCUGCCUCCUGCCUCUUGUGAUGCCACUAGUGAGAAUGACUUGGAGAAGAGCUGUGGUUCUCCUGAUGUUAUGGUUCAUAGGGCAGGCCUUAUGGCUGGCUCCUGCUUAUGUUCUUGAGUUUCAAGGAAAGAACACCUUUCUGUUUAUCUGGUUAGCUAGCUUGUUCUUUCUCCUUAUCAACUGUUCCAUCCUCAUUCAAAUCAUUUCCCAUUACAAGGAGGAACCCCUGACAGACAGAACCAAAUAUGACUGAUAGAUGCUCCAGUUCUUCUGCAACUUCCAUUCUGAUUGUUCUGAAUGGACCAAAGAGAGCUUUGGAAAGAAUUGUUUUGAACAUCCUAAGCACUCUAGUGAAACUUCAGUUUAGAGCAUAAAACCCUAUUCCAACAAAUUUAAAUGAAUGUUUGCCUUAUAACGGGGACUCAGUAACUGAGGUCCACCCUUUAGGAAAUCUCAGGACUCAUUUAUCUGGGACACGAUGGGAAGUAAAGGUUACUAGUUUGAAUACAGAAGAGCUGGGGCUUCCCUGGUGGCGCAGUGGUUAAGAAUCUGCCUGCCAAUGCAGGGGACACGGGUUCGAGCCCUGGUCCGGGAAGAUCCCACAUGCCGCGGAACAACUAAGCCCGUGUGCCACAACUACUGAGCCUGCGCUCUAGAGCCCGUGAACCACAACUAUCGAAACCCAUGCACCUAGAGCCUGUGCUCUGCAGCAAGCGAAGUCACCGCAAUGAGAAGCCCAUGCACCACAACGAAGAGUAGCCCCCGCUCACCGCAACUAGAAAAAGCCUGCGCCCAGCAACGAAGACCCAACGCAGCCAAAAAAAAAAAAAAAAAAAAAUUAUUAGGCUAAAUUAAAAAGCAAUUAAAAAACAGAAGGGCUGAUGAAAUUAUCAGAUGCUAAAAGGUUUUUGUAGAAAAUAGAGGAAACAUAAAGUCAAAAAACAAAUGUCUAAGCCAGUAUUUGUUCCAGUAUUUAUACUGUGGUACUAUCUGAAGCUGUCUUAUCUUUUGUACUAUCUGAAGCUGUCUUACCUUUUAACUCCCACUUUUUCAUUCUGAAGCUUUCUUGAUAACUGAAAACUCAUAAAAUGUUCCUAAAGUACAGCUUUUAGAUAUGAAGUGUUAAAUAAUGAUGCUGUGCUUAGGUUGGGAAAGCUAAUUCUGUAUUAAAAGUGGGGGCUUAGAAGAUAAAGAAUCCAAAGAAUUUAAAUUGUAGUCAUGUUUCAUGUAUUUGUUUUAUAACUUAGUUUUUCAGUGCUUAGUCCCAGUGGUAAUAGACUGCUGUUUGGUUUUUUACAAAAAGGAUUAAAUUAAAAUUCAUCCAUCUUUAAACUUUUCAACAUAUUUUAAAAUAGCAUCUUGCUUUAUAUGUUUGAGGUCACACACUGUAAGGACAUUUUAGAACUCUCU
Molecule: messenger RNA, 2551 nt
Organism: Mesoplodon densirostris (Blainville's beaked whale)
Lineage: Eukaryota; Metazoa; Chordata; Mammalia; Artiodactyla; Ziphiidae
Gene: PIGM
Product: phosphatidylinositol glycan anchor biosynthesis class M
Exons: 1
Coding region: 123-1394 (423 amino acids)
Biological process (GO): GPI anchor biosynthetic process
Cellular component (GO): glycosylphosphatidylinositol-mannosyltransferase I complex; membrane
Molecular function (GO): alpha-1,4-mannosyltransferase activity; GPI mannosyltransferase activity
Source: RefSeq, a predicted model, not a curated record